Molecule: messenger RNA, 3420 nt
Organism: Torulaspora globosa
Lineage: Eukaryota; Fungi; Ascomycota; Saccharomycetes; Saccharomycetales; Saccharomycetaceae
Gene: RAD9
Product: chromatin-binding protein RAD9
Exons: 1
Coding region: 1-3420 (1139 amino acids)
Biological process (GO): DNA damage checkpoint signaling; positive regulation of transcription by RNA polymerase II
Cellular component (GO): nucleus
Molecular function (GO): histone binding
Source: RefSeq, a predicted model, not a curated record
AUGCUGGCAGCUAGCUCACCUCGAGCUGAUGAAUCCGGUGAUAGUAGGGAUCCAGUUACACAAGAGACCCCAGUCGCAAGUCGAAGCUUUUCAAAAGGUGAUGAGUCGAAACUACAGACAAUAUAUGAUGGUGCAAACCAUGCUGAACCCGUUGAAUGCAGAGGUACCGAGGAGCUGCAACUGAUAGAACGGGCGACUCCACACACGCCUUUGCUUGAUGAUAGGAAUGGAGAGGCCCCUCAGAGUUGGGAAUCACAUACUAUAAGGAAUGAUAAGGUCGAUAAUCAGGUACAUAAACAUGAGAUAAGGUAUAACAAACGAACACCGAAUUUGGACCGAAUAGCCAAGUUCCUUAAAGGCAAUAGAACUCCGGGAGAUGAUAAUUUUCAACUAAAGUUUGAUGUUUCCGGAGAUGAUGAUACACCUCUAUCGAAAAGACAUGAAGACUCGCCAGUCAAUCGGGGACGCAGAGAAUCUGCGUUCGACCACAGCCUCAAUCAUAGACUUGGCAGGACCAAGUCUACCGGCGGUGAUGGAGUCGUAAUUCGAGACUUCGGGGGCCACGACAGUACUGGAUUUACAGCAGGAACGAACGGUAGUCCGAAAGCUAGAAAUAAAGCUUCAAGCGAUAGACGAAACAGUUUUAACCAUUCAGAUGCACAAUCUUCUUUUAUCAAGCCUAGCAGACCUCGGCUUCCGAAUCUGGAGCGUCGUACGGUCUUGAGUGAGGAGGAUGGUUCUCACAUAGGCGGCGUAAAGGAAACUGGCGAAUUAUCCAAAGAGCAAAAAGAUGAAACUGGAAGGAGUAUAGUAGGAUUAUCUGGAGCUGAUGAGACAAGCAAGGAACUGCAAAAUGCUGCCGCUAGCCAUCUGCAGGAAGACAGGACAGUGGAUUAUUCGCACAUUGACGAUACGACUGAAGGUAUACCAGAAAUGUGGGUAUUGCGGCCCAAUGAUUCGGAUGUGUUCAACAGCAACAAGUCGACACAGGUCAUCAAUACCACAGAUACACAAGUUUAUACUAAAGAAAGCCCCAAUAGAGCAAAUGAGGAUAGGGAAAUAUCGUUCAUAAAAGAGCCAGUCGAGGUUCCGAGCCAAGUCAUCGCCUCCCAGAAUGAUACAGUUCCUCGUAAGAAGGAGGCAAAUAUUGGUAGCAUGAGCCAUGAGUUUGGUGUUUCGACUCAAAUUAUCCAAUCGCCGGAGGAGAUUUUGUCCAACAGUCUAGAAACUCCUAAAACUUUUCCAAAAAUCAACUUUGAACCAAUAAUGGAGGUUCCGGAGACGAGCUCUCCAUCCAAAUCAAGAGAAAUUGGAUUGGAAGGAAACUCGUCUCCUAGCCCAAGAGACUGGGAUAGGAAAAGAACCUCUAUUGCUACACAAAUCGAUGAUUCUACGGAAAGGGUGCGCCUGCAGAUCUCUAGCAAAGCUGAAUCUCCUCCAAGUAAUGAUGAAAACAGCCAAGCAGAAGCUCCAACCGCUAGCCCUGAUACUGUUGUAGUCUUGAGUGAUAUUGAAGUGACCCAGGAGCUCCCAGAGAUAGAGGAAGAUGCGGCACAGGCAAAAUCGAGCUUACUUGGGAACACAUACGGAGAGCAGAAAUGUGAUGAUGAUCAGGUCAUCACAAGUAGAAAGCGACGUGAGGCUGAAACUGUAGAGUUGAUCGUGGAACAAGAAAAUCGAAGCUCUAAAACGUCGCCUACGAAGAAAGUUCGCCCCAGUCCAAAAAUAAGGCGAGAUGAAUCAGAAGCUGGGUCAAGAGCCGAUAAGGAACAUUUGACAAGGGAAAGCCAGACUUCAAGGCCUCCAGAACCAAUUCAGGACCAUAAUUACAACAGUGAUCGAAUAAUGUCAAAGUUGCCUACCGAUAUAAGAUAUUCAGAUGAAGAAUACCUCAGCAAGAAUGAUAUCAGAUUCGAAGAUGCUGUCUGGUGCCAAUAUAGCCUAGACUAUCGAUACUAUCCCGGUCGCAUAGCGGGCUAUGAGGAAGAGUCUGAAAGCUACUGGGUUUACUUUGAAACAGGGAAAUCUUUAACGAAGAGCGAAGACAUAUAUUAUCUUGAUAUAAGAGUUGGUGAUAUCGUUACUUUUGGAGGGAAAAAAUAUCAAGUCGUUGGGCUGGAAUCUAGGGAUAAUAAUGAGGACGCGAUUAGGUGCAUUAGAGGCUAUGAUACCGUUCAUCUCAAACGAAGAAAAAAAACUGGUAGUUUGGGUCAAAAAACUAUUAUUAAACCGUUGGCUUCAGCAAGUCUGGAUUUGACUGAGUGGACUAAAAGACCAAAGAUAAUCUUGGAUAAUGGGUUUCACACAAAGGCCAAGGCUUACCAGGCUCUGCAACAUCCAAUUCGUGGCCGGAAAAGUAACGCAACGUCUUCCCCUCGUAAAGUUAAAAGCACUACUCGCAAGGAACAAUCCACACGACCAGUCUAUAAGGAAGAAUCGGAUGAAGAAACCAAUUUAGUUCGAGAGAAGAACUCUCAGGCUGAACACAGCUCUCUUGAUUUGGUUCCAAGUUGGUUAAACAUCUCAGAGCAGAAAAACAAUGAAAGCUGCAAAGUCUUUGAAAAUUGUCUUUUCGUCCUGACGGGACUCAACGAGGAUAGACAGCAACUUUGUGAUGUGAUAGAGUCCCAAGGGGGCGAAAUUCUACAGAUAGGCUUCUCAGAACUUUUUGAGUAUGAACUGCAAGAGCACAAUGAGACGGGAUGUAUUCUCUAUGCCCUGCAACUUGAAUGGAGAAGAAAAUUCGUGGAGAAAAAAUACAGGUUUGCUUGUCUGAUUACGCGAAGACAUCUGCGAAGUCUGAAGUAUCUAGAAGCUUUGGCCCUAGGCUGGCCAACUUUGCAUUGGAAGUUCAUUCGAGCAUGCCUGCAAAGAGGCAGGAUUUGCGUUGAAUCCAUUCACCAAUUUCUUCUGCCUUCAGGAGAAAGUUAUCGCUUGUCGUUUGAACCUAGCACCAAAAAUGGCAUAAUCAAGUCAAACAACAUCUACCAAUUCUACUCGAAACUAUUGCAAGGACACAUGCUCGAAGCACAAGUACAUGCGAUGCGGGAACAAAUGGACGAUUACGUGGUUAUUCUCUACGGCCGAUCGGAGUUGGACCACUUCAUAAGAUUUGCGCUAGCUUGCCUGGGGGUUGCAAAACUCUAUCAUAUCCAGGGACGAGCCACUACCACUUUUCAGGAGGAAGUGCAGCAAAUAAAUGGGAAGCUCGCGGACCUCCAAAAAGAAAAUGAUAAUUUAAAGGUGGUGAUAUAUGUUAACAGGAGCAGUAGUAUUUCAAGCGCUCUGUUGGAGGAUAUGAGACAACAAAUUUCUUUGGAAUAUCGAGAUAUUACCGCUAACGGCUUUGAAUUUCAUGUGGAAGCAAAAGAAUGGUUAAUUCAGACCAUCAUAAAUGGUGCAGCCGGCUUUAAUGAAUAA